This is a messenger RNA of Pygoscelis adeliae (Adelie penguin), 1481 nucleotides long. It is a transcript of the gene BBS5, whose product is annotated as Bardet-Biedl syndrome 5. Gene Ontology annotation, cellular component: BBSome; ciliary basal body. Bases 1 to 1107 code for a protein of 368 amino acids. The transcript is spliced from 12 exons. Gene Ontology annotation, biological process: intracellular transport; cilium assembly. Gene Ontology annotation, molecular function: phosphatidylinositol-3-phosphate binding. The record is from RefSeq and is a predicted model, not a curated record. Lineage: Eukaryota; Metazoa; Chordata; Aves; Sphenisciformes; Spheniscidae.
AUGGAAUUUGGCCUCAAGCCAAACAGCCGCUACCCUUCCUACUUCAAGAGCCCCCGGCCGCACUCCCGCCGGGGACGCAGCCGAAAAAAAAAGCGGAGGGAGAGGAGGAGGAGGAGGAGGAGGAAGAAGAAGAGGGACGGACAAAUGAAAAUGAGACCUGGAGAGGUCCUUAUAGACUGCUUAGAGUCUGUUGAAGAUACCAAAGGAAACAAUGGAGACAGAGGUAGACUGCUUGUGACAAAUCUGCGGAUUAUUUGGCGCUCAUUGUCAUUGCCCAGAGUCAAUCUCUCUGUUGGUUACAACUGCAUUAUAAAUAUAACCACAAGAACUGCCAACUCGAAAUUACGAGGGCAGACAGAAGCUCUGUAUAUAUUGACUAAAUGUAACAAUACACGGUUUGAGUUCAUAUUUACCAAUGUUGUCCCCGGGAGUCCCAGACUCUUCACUUCAGUUAUUGCUGUACACAGAGCUUAUGAAACUUCUAAAAUGUAUCGUGAUCUGAAGCUGAGAAGUGCAUUGAUUCAAAACAAGCAACUGAGAUUAUUACCACAAGAACAAAUAUAUGAUAAAAUCAAUGGAGUUUGGAAUUUAUCAAGUGACCAGGGAAAUUUAGGAACGUUUUUUAUUACUAACGUGAGAAUAGUUUGGCAUGCAAAUAUGAAUGACAGCUUUAACGUCAGCAUACCAUAUCUACAAAUUCGUUCAAUAAAAAUAAGAGACUCAAAGUUUGGCUUGGCGCUUGUGAUAGAGAGUUCUCAGCAGAGUGGAGGAUAUGUACUUGGUUUUAAAAUAGACCCUGCGGAGAAACUACAGGAGGCAGUGAAAGAAAUUAAUUCACUUCACAGAGUUUAUUCAGCUAACCCUAUAUUUGGAGUGGAUUAUGAAAUGGAAGAAAAGCCUCAACCUCUUGAAGACCUAACAGUGGAGCAGGUUCAAGAUGAUGUGGAAAUAGAAUCUGAUGAGCAUACGGAUGCUUUUGUGGCUUACUUUGCUGAUGAAAAUAAGCAACAUGAUGGGGAGCCUGUUUUUUCAGAAGAACUAGGACUUGCGAUAGAGAAGCUGAAGGACGGAUUCACACUCCAGGGACUCUGGGAAGUGACGACCUGAUUUACACCGGCACGCGUUUGUGUCCUACGCCAGGAAAGGCGCUCAGUUCUUACUGGGCUGGUGGGAUUUGUAGGAGGUAAUUUAGAAAUACCAGAGUAGCAGAGAAACAACACGCCAAAGCUGAAGAGCGGGCAAAUAUUAGGUAAUGUGCUCUCAGGAUACGUCUUGAAAGAAAGAUGAUUCAAAACCCUCGCACGUGUAAAAGCUUUUUAUUUGUGACAUUGUUUCUGUAAGUAGCGGGAGGACAACCAACACCUACUGGAAGAAGGGGCGGGGCCCCAGCUGCUGGUGGGAGCCCUGCCCCCUGCAGGCAGUCACGUGUUGCACAAGCCCCAGAAGCCCCACCCUUCCCCUGGUCACAUGGCGUAAGGACG